This is a messenger RNA of Seminavis robusta, 1410 nucleotides long. The record is from the annotation of a GenBank genome assembly. Lineage: Eukaryota; Bacillariophyta; Bacillariophyceae; Naviculales; Naviculaceae.
AUGGUUGAAGGUGGACAAGGAGCCAUUGUCGGUUUGGGACCUGUUCAUGAAGAUUACUUUAAAGAAUCUCACCCCUUAGCGCACAAAUGCACCUCGUUGGUUCACAAAGGAGACAACUUGGAUCGAUACCUAUUGGGUCGCCAGUUCAUGGUCAUCUUGAUUGUUUUCACCACGGAGAUGGCUGGAGCUCCUCUUGCCGGCGCUGAACUUUGGGGUCUCCCAACUUGGUUGACAAACAUGAUGCUUGCUACUGGUAUCGCCAUGAUUCUCUUCACCUGCAUGGUCGGUCAGCUCAAUUCGGAGAUUAACGGCUGCCAUUGCAUGCUUGACUACAUCAACACAUGGUUUGCUGUCUUCACGGUUUGGGUCGCCAUGGCCAUCGAGUUCUCUGGUGUUUUGCACAUUUGCUACAUCAUCCAGAAAGUGGUUGCUCAAUUAGCCGGUCAGCCCAUUGAAUCCAAAGAGCCACCGAAAUCUUUCGUUCAGCAUCUUUUCUUUUAUGGCCGCGCCAUCAUGUCGCUUGCGAUCCUGUGCUUCUCUUUCGCCGUUACCAUGACGGCUCUGUUUAACGGUCAAACUACGAUGUGGGAAUUCAUGCCGCCCGUUGCUUCGGUGGUACUUUUCUUUGUCCUUUUGUUCGUCAUUGGGCUUCUUGAGGGCUCCCAGAUUGCCUAUUUCGCCGUCGUCAAGAUGCGCGAUUGCGAACGAGGGGAAGGUUUCUUUGCCAAGAAGUCCUGUGAGAUCCUGUUUGUUAAUGACAACCGCAACUUGGGGCGUUUCAUCAUUGGGCGCCAGCUCUUGGUGGUCUCCUGCAUGUUCAUCAUUGCACGCAUCACUUCAGUCAAGCUCAAAGACGACGAACCAAACCUCUUUGGUGUUUCGGACUCCACGCAGGGCUUAUUCAGCACCGGUCUGCUUGGUGCCCAUAUUGUUGCUGUGAUUGGCUCUGUUACGUGGCGUCUUCUUUCAUCGGCUUUCCCUCUUGCUUUCUUGGCAUCCCCGCUUACGUACAUCCUCCUCCGUGUGGCUCUCUUUUUGGAAUGGACUGGCGUCCUUCACGGUGCCUUUGUUCUGGCUUUCAUCCACAAGAAGAUUGCUGGAUUCCAACGUGAUGAGGUCUACAUUGGAACUGCCGAAGAACGUGCCGCCCAAUCGAAGCGAGACAGGAGCUCUAUAGCUGCCCCCAAAGCUGGUCAUAUUGUCCCCAUUGUCGAGACGGGCGAGAAUCCUUUUGAAGGUCCCACGACAGUCGAGGAAAUUGAAGAUUUGGAGGAGGAGCUCAAGGAACGCCUGGAAGCCUUGAAAGUUCAAAAGAAGCGACUCCUGGAGGCCGAGCAGAAUCGCGAGGCCGCCAAGAGGAAGCAGAAUUCCGAUUUGACCGAACUGGAUGAGCCCGACGUCGACUGCUAA